Messenger RNA from Trichoderma virens Gv29-8, 1070 nucleotides. RefSeq lists its product as uncharacterized. The transcript has 3 exons. The coding region runs from base 195 to 956 and encodes 253 amino acids. Lineage: Eukaryota; Fungi; Ascomycota; Sordariomycetes; Hypocreales; Hypocreaceae. The record is from RefSeq and is a predicted model, not a curated record.
CGACAUCGACAAGGAAAAUCUGCCAGCAUCUUAAUCGAUCGUUUUGCUGCGUGGUGAUUAUUUCGACGGACAAGACAAACUUCGAGAAACAGCUGUCUACCGCGCGCGCAAACAUUUUUUUAUUUUAUUUUAUUUAUUUUUAUUAUUAUUAUUAUUAUUUUUGGAAACUGAAACCCGAAGCAAGAAAGGAAAGUAUGUCUUCAUACCUUGUAACCGGAGCCAGCCGUGGCCUUGGCCUUGAGAUGGUUAGGGUAUUGGCCAGCAAACCAGCAAGUGAGGUGUCUAUCAUCAUUGCCACUAUUCGCAGCGCUGCUCCAGCUGCCCUUCAAGAGAUCAUUUCUCAGGCUCAAGGCCGAGUUGUGACAGUUCAACUGGAGGUAACAGAUCCAGCCAAUGUCACCAAGGUCGCAGGUGAAGUAAAGGAGAUUCUCGGCGGGCGCGGCCUAGAUGUGCUCAUCAACAAUGUCGCUGUCAGCAACACGACUCCUACUAGCGUGACAGCCACCACAACUCUACUGUCGACUUUCGACGUAAAUGUAGUGGCUGUACAGAAUCUCACCCUGGCGCUCCUACCGCUACUACGAGAAGGGACUCUAAAGACGGUACUGAACAUGGGUUCUAUCGUGGGGUCGAUAACAUAUGCAAAACGGUUCAUGGUAGCGCCAGAUCCGGCCUAUCGAGUGAGCAAAGCUGCACUCCACUGCCUAACCAGGCUGUACGCAUUGGAGCUUGAGGCUGAAGGCUUCACAUUUGUGGCCGUGUCUCCCGGAUGGGUUCAAACUGAUCAGGGAGGCCCAUAUGCGGACCUCGAUAGCCCAACAGCUGCCAAAGCUACGCUGGAUGUCUUGUCGAGAAACAGAGAGGACAUCAAUGGCAAGCUUGUCAAUAUCAAGGUGGAGGGUUGGGAGAAUGCUACUGGGCUUCACAAGUACGACGGCGGGGAUUUGGAUUGGUAAAAUAUAUCGUUUAUCUCAAGUGCGUUUAUUAUGGCUGAUAGCUAUUCGACGUCAAAAUUUGGUAUUGAGAAACAUCCUGUUUUUCGAAAACCUCACACCUAGUCGUGUAAAAAA